GCAUGGCGUGACGUCAGGAGGCUGUGAAUAAGGCUGGCUCGUGUGCUUUCAGGAACAUGCAGAACACCGGAGGCUGUUCGUGGAGCGUCAUCAGUCCUGCAACGAGAUGUCACACAAAUUCUGUUCACACUAGAAUAUUUUGCCUCUCUUAUCUUACCAAGGAAACACCACGCUGUACGGAGGGAGACGCACUUUUCAAGCGUUUGGUGGUCUUUCAUCUUUCAGAGGAACCUAAACAGUGGAUACAUGGACAUGGUAAAGUGCACUCUAAUGUCUCUGGACUCGCAUGUCUCGUGCUAGUUCUGUCCAAGACCGGUUACAUUAGAUGUUUGCUUUUGAAAGACUUUCAUGCACAUCAUCAUCACCAAUGCUUCACCAUGUUGACAACGGCUACGUGCUUCUGCGCAGUGAUGUCCUCUUUGUAGCCAAGGAACAGUUGGUGUUUUGAAAAGAAAAAAAAUAAUCACUAUGCUGGCUUCAUCAUCUUAACCUUUGUUUGAGCAGAAGAGGAUGAGAAAUAGUGACUGACAACUGACGCACUACUACCUCAUGAGAAGAUCCUCUUUGUUCAUCUUGAUUUUGGACCGCUACAGGUUUCUACGCUGAUCGUUCACAUACACAAAAGUGGUGAAUAUAUUUCAAACAUCUAACUUCUUGAUAUUUUCCUGUCGUACCUUUUGGCAAAGACUCUUAAAGGACUUGAAGCACCCUUCAGUAUAACGACCAUUUCCCCUCUCUCUUUUCUGAAAGAGGGAAAACUGAAACAGACUAUAAGUCUCAGGUUGUGGACACCACGGCAGUAAUUGUGGGAGCACAUCCAAAGACGAUGGUCCACUGUGCGGGCUGCGAGAGGCCUAUAUUGGACAGGUUUCUCCUUAAUGUUCUGGACAGAGCAUGGCACAUCAAGUGCGUACAGUGUUGCGAGUGCAAAUGUAACCUAACAGAAAAAUGCUUCUCUCGAGAAGGAAAACUAUAUUGCAAAAACGACUUCUUUAGGCGCUUUGGAACAAAAUGCGCGGGUUGUGCUCAGGGGAUCUCGCCGAAUGACUUGGUCCGGAGGGCACGAAGCAAAGUGUUUCAUCUGAACUGCUUUACAUGCAUGAUGUGUAACAAGCAACUAUCGACAGGGGAGGAAUUGUACAUCAUGGACGAAAAUAAAUUUGUCUGUAAAGACGAUUAUUUAAGCAGCACGAACGGAAAAGACACCAGUCUCCUUUCAGUGUCUAAGACUUCUCCGGUCCCCAUGUCUAAUUCUGAGGUUUUUAUUUCGACUCCUGGUCUCCGACGGCCCUUCUUUCCCCAUUCAGUUACAGCGUGCAGUGAUCCUAGUUUAUCGCCAGAUUCUCAAGACCAGCUACAGGACGAUGUCAAGGACGGGGAAAUCGCAAACUUAUCAGACAAAGAAACGGGUAACAAUGAAAACGAUGACCAGAAUCUCGGAGGGAAACGAAGAGGACCGCGUACCACUAUCAAAGCAAAGCAAUUGGAGACUUUGAAAGCGGCAUUCGCGGCGACCCCCAAACCAACGAGACACAUCAGGGAGCAGUUGGCGCAGGAGACGGGGCUUAACAUGCGAGUUAUUCAGGUAUGGUUUCAGAACCGGCGGUCCAAAGAGAGGCGCAUGAAGCAGCUGAGCGCACUCGGCGCGAGGAGACACGCGUUCUUUCGGAGUCCAAGAAGAAUGCGAACGCUAGUGGACAGACUCGAACCUGGAGAAUUAAUUCCAAACGGCACGUUCUCAUACUAUGGAGAUUAUCAGAGUGAGUAUUAUGGUCCAGGAGGGAAUUACGACUUCUUUCCCCAAGGCCCGCCAUCUUCACAGGCCCAGACUCCUGUAGACCUCCCUUUUGUCCCAUCGUCAGGACCCACUGGAACCCCACUAGGGGGCAUGGACCAUCCUAUCCCUGGCCACCAUCCAUCCAGUGAAGUACAACGCUUUUCAGACAUCAUGUCACACCACCCAGGGGACUCACCUAGUCCAGAGCCAGGGAUACCUGGACCCCUGCACAGUAUGUCCUCAGAUGUCUUUGGACCCAGUCCUUCAUUUACAUCCCUAUCCCUCAAUGGCAGUGGAUACAGCAACCACCUCUCCCACCCUCCAUCAGAAAUGAAUGAGGCCACGGUCUGGUAGCUUCUGUGAACAGACAUUUCAGUACAGAGAAAUUAUGAUAAACAGAGGAGACAGGGUGGUAACAGGGACAAUGGCCACACACAUUCUGGUUAUCAUUUGUGUCUUCAUUUUUUCUUCCUUUUUUUCUGUGUCAUAAAUGUGGUUGGACAGCUCACAGAGAGAGCAGCAGAGGGCAGCAUGGGCAUUGACAUUUACCUUCUUGAACUUGUGUUGAUGUUCAGUUUCCUUCAUACUUAAUUUAUCCCUUUGAAAUAAAGUCAGGACUCAAGAAGAAAAAGAACUGAUACUGUUACUGUUGACCCAGUCUCUGAAUGAACACUGCUAUGAGGCUUAGCACAGCAGCGUCCCUGCAGAAGCUCAGUGCGUGCCACUGGUUAAAUCGUCACUCUAAAAACAGAAAUAGCGACACAUUAACAUUGUUAGCUACUGUCAAAGACUUGCCAGCUUUACAGAGAAACACCCAAGGUGGCUGAUCUAACACUAACCUGCAAUGUUGACUCCAGGAAAAAGCUACACCGUCAGACUAAUUUAUUUAUUUGAAAACUCCUCAGACCUCCUUGCCUUUCAAGGCUCUGCCAUAAUGACACUUAAACAACCUUUUUGACAUUAAAUAUGUUUCUGAAGGCCAGGGAGAAAAAGUUUUUUUUCUCAUUCUGGAUAUAUCCUUUUGUCCCUAAGAAUUUCACCAAAUUUGAAGAAGUUAGCCUUCAAAAGGCAAAUUUUAACAUUUGUACAGAUGGUGAACCCUUUAUUUAAUGGAAGAGAACUUGAAAUGUUAAUAAAUGAAGCCUACCUUCUAAAAUUAUUUUAACAAGGGUCUGAAAGGGACAUAGAGAACAGUCAACUGUUUACGUAAUAUAUUUAAUUCAGGAGUUAAAAGUAUCAACCAUGAUUUAGAACCUCUUGAUCCAGAAAAAAAUGUUCCAAGCAACCAACCAAACUUUUGUAUUGAUUUUAUUUAUAUUGUAUGAUGAAAAAACAAGUUUGCCGGGGUUGUGGUUCACUGUGCUAGUUUGUACAAAAUGUUGUUUACAAAAAAAAAAAAAAGGGGAAAAAAAAAAAAAUACAAGUAGACAGUUGCCAAAUAAAAACAUAGCACAAAUACUGUAAAAGUGCUUUGCACCAUUAACUGCAGAAUGUGUUGAAACAAAGUGUAAGUGUUUAAAAAAAAAAAAAAAAAAAAAAAACAAUAAGAAGUAUUUACUUCUUAUUUUUUUUUUUUUUUAGUCUGCUGAAAUACAUUCAUAAAUUGUAAUAUACUUAGACCUACAAGUUUUAUUUUUGUGUCUUUGAAGGAAAAUCCAAACUAUUGAAAUUGAUGGUCAAUUGUGCAGCAAGCAGCUGCUACUUUCUUUAAAUAUCAAAUUCUCAUGAUAUGUCUUUUAUUGUUCUAAUAAACCUAAGCUUACGUGACCUCCAGUGCAUAUUAGACCAUUCACUGUAUAAAUACAACAUGUUGAACAAAUUUGUGAGUUUUUAAUAAAAUUAGAAAAUAUAACAUUUGGAUGAUAGAUGCUUUUCCUUGGACUAGCUGAGAUUCUUCCCCCUUUGACUUUAAGCAUCUACUUUAACUAUAAGCACAACAGGGGAUUUCCCUUUUCUUGAGAUGCUCUUUUUAGGAUCAGUAGGUUGAGUUCAGAGAAAUAUAGCUUUUGAAAAAUAUUUCUUGUAGAAUGUCUCAGGAUGAACUUGACAUGGUGGAGAACUGCAGACAAUGUUCACAAGGCUGUCUACCAUGCAUAAAAUACUCUUGUGAAGAUGGAUAAAGCAUAUGACAAUAUUCACAAAGUAUUGUUUACUCAGUUAAAAAAAAAUUUAAAAUGCUCCUCUGUGGAGAGUCAUGUUCUUUGAUUAUUGUUACCUUUCACUUUUUCCACUUCAAGAUAUGCUGUGAAUGGCAUAUGUGUUUGACAUCUCCCUGCUGAUGAGAGUAAAAUUUGCCUUCAGUGCAAACAAGGUCUAAGGGCACAUUAUCACAAGCUAGCUAAAGAUGAGAACAUUUACUGCCAUUGAAAUGGUUGAUAUUCUUUUCCAUUUUCUUUUCUGUUUUUUUUUUUGUUUGUUUGUUUGUUUUUUUUCAACUUUAAUCUAAGAAAAGCCUUCAAAACAAAACAAAAAUAGCAUUUUCAUAAUUUCAGUGAAAACUGUGUUGCUUGGGCCUAAUAAUUUGUUGCCCUUGAGAAUUUCUAGAUGGUGCAUCAAUUUUAGAACAGUAAUAUUCUGUUUAUAGCCACAAUAAUUUAAACUUAAAUUUGAUUUGAUGCGUCAGACCUGAUUUGUUUUGUUUUUUAUUACACACCUACAAUGCAUGUAUGGUAUCUGAUUUAGUAUAUGUAUUCCAAAUUCAGAAAGGGUUGAUUUUUUGAACAUAUUCAAUAUCUACUGAGAGCCCGAUAACAGAAAACAUUAACUUUUAAUGGGAAGUCCUUUCACAGCACAUCAGAAGGAUGCAGCAAAGGAUGUUGUGUGCAUGACAAAUAAAAAUAAAUAAAUAAAUAAAUAAAAAAAUCUUAAAAGGCAUGCAGCAUCAGACAUGCAGAGCAACACCCCAGCAUCUGAGACAAUAUAUGGGGAAAUGAGUUCAGAAAGAGACAAACUUAUCACUGAACUCAUCUCAUAUCUCAAUUCAUAGAGGCGGGAACAAACAAAUCAGUCAGAUGAGAUUCAGAGAUUUAACUCUCUGUGGGGGGCAAGGGAGAGGGGAAUCCUUUAUAGGUACAGAGGCAAGGAAGACGGGCAUCAAAUCGAGCCUGCUAUCGGGAGGAAAAGCCGUUAUCUCAUUGCAGUGUGUGGUUUUAGAGUGAAGGAGCCCAGUGGUGCCCCUGAUGCAUCCAGCACAUAAUCCACUAUGAAUUAAUCAUGGUCCUGAGAGUUAAACAGGCCUGUGGACUCUUCUGAGCCACGGGCUUAACCACACCGCUGACUUCAUGCUCUGUCACCCGGGAGGCCAAAGCUCUUUAAAUUCAAAUCUCAUAUUGAUUGAACAUUGACUAUUGGUUCGUUCAGCCUGACCUUGUCGACACAUUAAAUAUAAAUGUUUUGAGUGUUUUUAAAUUUCAUUUUUAAAUCUUGAGAGCAGGAUUUGAAAACAGACCUGCAUCCUUCCAAUGUCAAGGCUUUUUUUGCUGGUGGUCAGCUGAAGGUGAUGGGUAGUAUGUAACUUUACACACAAAAGAUGUGUAUUGUGUGCAUAGUUUAUAAACAGAGGGAUUUCUCCCCAAUGUUUUUAUUGAUUCCGAACCUUUUCAACAUAUACCUUAAUAAAUACUGUCGUGUAUAAUGCUGAUUUAAAUACUAGGAACGUUUAAAAGAAGAACAAUCUAUUGCACUCAUUUAUUGCAUAUUUACUGUCAAUGACUAUAAUACACCUGCCAUUGUUGUUUUUAUUAUAAACAUAGGUGUACAAUGAACAUCUUUGUUCAUAAUCAUUAUAGCAAAGAAGUCUGAAGAAACAACAGAAACAUAAUACAUUUUAUAUGAAGUAUAUCAUAUACAAAGUGAACUUCCAUUCGUAGUUAAGAUCUCAACUGCACUCUCAGUACAGUCAAAUCAUGGAGUCAAUACAUUUCCAAUAUGAUGAAGUUCUGAUUACCUUGAUAUUUUUAUGAUUCCAUUAAUGAUUUUGAUUAUCUUACACGUUUGUCAUUCUAUGAACAACAUUAAUAGUAAAGGCAUAUAAACAAAUAUUUAAUGUUUGCAAAAGAUUCAUUAUGGUUACCCACUCUGAGGUGAUCUUGAAUCAUUCUGCUUUGCAUCAGAGUGAGAGUGAGAGAGAGAGAGAGAGAGAGAGAGAGGACAGAUCAGUUGAGAAAUAUAAUAACUCUAAAAUUCUUUUUAACUCGGCCCUAAUAUAGACUUCUAAAUCUGUUCAAUUUAAGCAAUGAUGUAAUGCAAAAAUGGAUUAAUAUACUAGAAGAAAACAAAGAAAGAAUUUAGAAAUCAUGUAGAUGUCACUUUACGAAUCAACUAUAAAUAGUAACAAAAAUUAGUAAACCUUGCAAAAUGUGUCUUAGAUUAUACAGUAAUAGAUAAUAAUCAGAUUACAAUGAUUUUACCUGAAAAACAAUACAUUUCCUGUAGUGUGACAAAUGAUAUUUGCUUAGCUAUGAUUGGCCUGUUAAGUUCAUUGUAGGUAAUAAAUUGUUGUUUUCUAUUUACAGUACCCUAUAAAAAAUGUUCCCCCUAUUUUAAUGGAGAAAGUUUGUACAUUAAAAAUAAAAAGCUAAACAAACAUGGGACUGUCACUUAUAUAUACUGUCACUUAUAUAGUAUAACUGGUGGGGCC
Molecule: messenger RNA, 6416 nt
Organism: Myxocyprinus asiaticus (Chinese sucker)
Lineage: Eukaryota; Metazoa; Chordata; Actinopteri; Cypriniformes; Catostomidae
Product: LIM/homeobox protein Lhx1-like
Exons: 5
Coding region: 827-2131 (434 amino acids)
Biological process (GO): neuron differentiation; regulation of transcription by RNA polymerase II
Cellular component (GO): nucleus
Molecular function (GO): DNA-binding transcription factor activity, RNA polymerase II-specific; RNA polymerase II transcription regulatory region sequence-specific DNA binding
Source: RefSeq, a predicted model, not a curated record